Aspergillus homomorphus CBS 101889 is the source of this 1383-nucleotide messenger RNA. Its product is annotated as ankyrin repeat domain-containing protein. The coding region runs from base 1 to 1383 and encodes 460 amino acids. Gene Ontology annotation, molecular function: protein binding. Gene Ontology annotation, cellular component: nucleus; cytoplasm. Lineage: Eukaryota; Fungi; Ascomycota; Eurotiomycetes; Eurotiales; Aspergillaceae. The transcript is spliced from 2 exons. The record is from RefSeq and is a predicted model, not a curated record.
AUGCCACUGCUUCAGUUACCACCGGAGUUGCUUGUCAUCGUUGGCGAGCAUCUCACCCAUAAAUCAGACAUCAACAACGUGGCCCGCACCAACCGCUAUCUGCAUAGCCUUUUCGAACCGCUACUCUAUGGACGCGGAAAACAAGAUCUCACGACCACCACAUUACAAUUGAAUAUAUCUCACUGGGCUACGCUAUGUGGGAAUGUCAACACGCUUCACAAGCUUCUCAGGAAUGGAGCUCUAUUCCCAAGCAACGGGCUCGAUGCCAAGAGACUCGGUUGGCCUUCUCCUCAGUAUCACCCGAUAUUCACAGCUGUGAGGAAGGGCUACCUCGAAGUCGUCCGGUUCUUCCUCAACCAAGGCAUAGCAUCCGAUUGCCGUGGUCAUCAGGGUCUCCCGCUGUUGCACUUGGCCGCGUUCAACAAUAAUUACCCCAUUGUCGAAGAACUUCUUCAAAGAGGAGAAGAUGUCUCUAUUAAGGAUGAUAAUGGCAAAACCAUUUUUGACAGCCUCAAAACGGUGAACAUGAGUGCUGUAAUACCAACACUUCUGCAAAAGCCAGACGUCGGGAACUUUGCCAUGAGACGUGAGAUCGCAAAUGAGUUGGAAGAGGCUAUAUGGGAAUGGGACAUGGAAAAGGUUAACAUGUUAGUCGCAAAUGUGCCUUUUCUUGACUGGUUACUCGAAUUUGAUAAAAAUCCCUUGCACAUUGCAAUCGCCGCUGGGAACAUGAAAAUAUUCAACCUUCUGUGUGACACCGGCGCUCUUCCUUACGAUGAAUGGGUGCCGGACUACUUCUACUCCAAAAGAACCAACAGAUACUUAUUCGGCGAGCACACAUCUUUCAACAGAUACACGGGCUACAAAAGCAUGUACGCGGCUAGAAAGGAAGAUAUCAUCGGUACCUUGUACAAGUUCAAUCUAGACCGUCCUGAUAUGACAUUCUGGGCUAUCUUCGGUCACCAGUCUCUUUUCUGCGCAGCUUACUAUGGCCACAGAGAAAUGGCCGAGGCUGUGCUGGAUAGGUUUCCCGAGCUAGAGUCCAGCAUUCCUGACGCAAUGGUCAUAGCUGCUUUCAAUCGCUGCGCAGUGACGGCUUUAUCGCACGCGGGAUGUCAUGGAUGGCUUGAGCAGGCCCGACUUCUUCUUUCCGCCGGGGCAGAUAUCACCUUGGAGGAUGCAGAUGGAAAGACACCCAUAUGGUAUGCUGUCCAGGCGCGCAAGGCAACAGUGCUGGCUUUAUACCGGGAGCAUUCACCUACAGCUUUCAGAGCUUACGAAGUAAAAAACGGACUAGAGCCAGAGACCAGCAUGGAUCAUAACGCCCAUAAUCUCGGCCUCCUUUGGAAUAAGGCCACAAUGAUUUGCAUUUGGUGGGAGUAA